Molecule: messenger RNA, 1512 nt
Organism: Desarmillaria tabescens
Lineage: Eukaryota; Fungi; Basidiomycota; Agaricomycetes; Agaricales; Physalacriaceae
Product: ThrRS/AlaRS common domain-containing protein
Exons: 4
Coding region: 1-1512 (503 amino acids)
Biological process (GO): regulation of translational fidelity
Molecular function (GO): nucleotide binding; Ser-tRNA(Ala) deacylase activity
Source: RefSeq, a predicted model, not a curated record
AUGGCUGCCACUGCUCUUCUUCUGCCGUCGACGACACCGCACGACUACCACAGGAUUAUCUCGCCGUCGUUGCGCGUCAGUACAGACCCCCGGCUUCCUAUUCCAGUGGGCCUUUUGGCUUGUCAACGCGACCCUCUCCUGCGAGAAAUAGAGACCACGGUUGUAAACUGUGUAGUAUCGCAGCCGGCACUGCCACCAGCAGGAAAGAAAACGAAGAAGGCUGUUAUUGCGCCGACGUUACCAGAUGAUCCUAUAUUGGAAGUCGUUUUGCACGACACUGUAAUAUUCCCGGAAGGGGGAGGCCAGCCUACAGAUACUGGAAUCAUAACCACUCUGGAUGGUACGGUCUGGAGUGUCGUACAGUCCAAAAGACACGGAGGACACGCCGUUCACUAUGUUCACGUUCCGUACGGCAGCGUAGAUGCGGCCUUGAUUGCCUUUUCACCUGGUAGCAAAGUCACCGCUGCCCUCGAUCAAGCUGGAUAUAAUAGAAGAUAUGACCACAUGUCAAUGCAUACAUCUCAGCAUCUUCUUUCGGCGCUUCUGGAAACUCGCCUGAAUUUACCCACACUUUCUUGGUCUCUAACAAGUUAUCCUACUCCUUGUUAUGUCGAAGUUCCUCGAGGCAUGACGGUUGAAGAGAUCCAGUCCAUCCAGGACGAAGCUAAUAGAUUGGUAUUCGAGGGAAGAAACGUCCACAUUGAAGUCGAGGAGUUGGAGCCAGGGAAAGAGAUCGAAGUCCCGAAGCUCGAGAGCGGUCGUGCGGUAGGCAGGGGUCUGCCCGAUGACUACACUGGAGGAGUAAAACGAGUAGUUGUUAUAGAGGGUGUCGAUAAAAACCCUUGUUGUGGCACCCAUCUUCCUAGCAUCAAGAACCUCCAACUUUUCCUUCUACCUCACACCGACGCGCUAGCCCGCUCGUCCACUACUUCUGCGCGGUUAUAUUUCCUCUGUGGACUUCGCCUUAUUACUUAUUUAUCUUCGACACAUUCCCUCCUCGCGAGUACCGCGUCUAAUCUGAGCUGCGGUGCCCCGUUGGUCCCGGAACGUGUCAACCAAGUCAUCGAUGAACGGAAGAAGGCAGAGAAACGUGUCCAGGACGUAGAAAGCGAGUUGGCAGCUUUCAUCAGCCGAAAUUUAUAUCAAGAACUCUGUUCUGCCGAUGGCGAAAUGUUCGAAAAACAUAUCCAUCGCACUGACGAUUCUGGCAACGCUCUCGGGUUUCUGUCAAUGAUCAGCGUUGCGUUUUCGGACGCCCUGAAGGAGACGGUUGCUGUGCGGCGAUUUGUUCUCGUCUUUUCAUCAUCACCUUCUUCCCAGAGUAGUUCAAGUACUACUAUUGUGAUGGUCAUUGGCUCAGACGACAAAUUAGUGAAGGAGGUAGGGGACAACUUGAAGGCUAAGUUGGGAGUGAAGGGCGGCGGUAAAGGAUUAAAAUGGAGCGGUAAAUUUACAGGCGUAUGGAAAGACAAGGACAAUGCUGCUACAGAGGCUGCACUGGCUAAUAUAUAA